ACGAAGAAGGCGACGCUGGAGCAGCUAGAGCGACUUUGCGCCGACAGGAAGGACGACGAGCUGCAGCUCGCCUUGAAGCAGAGCCGCUUCGAGGACCUGCGCGCGUUCCUCGGCGCACUGGGCGUCAAGGUGCGCUCCAAAGCGUACGCGGGGUACCGCAACAAGGAGGAUCACGUGCAGCUGCUGACGGAGGUGCUGCAGCGGAAGGUGGCG
This is a messenger RNA of Phytophthora sojae, 213 nucleotides long. RefSeq lists its product as hypothetical. The record is from RefSeq and is a predicted model, not a curated record. NCBI's taxonomy places the organism in Eukaryota, Oomycota, Peronosporomycetes, Peronosporales, Peronosporaceae. The transcript has a single exon. The annotation marks the transcript as partial.